Molecule: messenger RNA, 951 nt
Organism: Colossoma macropomum (tambaqui)
Lineage: Eukaryota; Metazoa; Chordata; Actinopteri; Characiformes; Serrasalmidae
Exons: 6
Coding region: 1-951 (316 amino acids)
Biological process (GO): estrogen biosynthetic process
Cellular component (GO): cytoplasm
Molecular function (GO): estradiol 17-beta-dehydrogenase [NAD(P)+] activity
Source: RefSeq, a predicted model, not a curated record
AUGAGCCAGAAAGUCGUCCUCAUCACCGGCUGCUCGUCCGGCAUCGGACUGGCCAUCGCCGUCCUUCUGGCCAAAGACGAGAAGAAGAGGUUUAUGGUCUACGCCACCAUGAGAAACCUGGCUAAACAGGAGCCUCUAGUGGAGGCAGCGGGACGCACUCUGGGCCAGACCCUGGAGAUCAGACAGCUGGACGUGUGUGAUGAGAAAUCAAUCAAAGACUGUGUGGACGGCCUACCUGACCGCAGAGUGGACAUCCUCAUCAGUAAUGCAGGAUUGGGCUUGGUCGGCCCCAUCGAGUGCCAGACCAUCGAGCAGAUGAAGACCAUCAUGGACACAAAUUUCUUCGGUCUUGUGCGCCUCCUGAAGGAGAUCCUGCCAGACAUGAAGAGACGGAAGAGUGGCCAUAUCGUGGUUAUCAGCAGUGUAAUGGGGAUUCAAGGUAUAUUGUUCAACGACAUCUACGCUGCUUCUAAGUUUGCCGUCGAGGGGUUCUGUGAAAGUCUGGCAGUGCAAGCUCUGAGAUUCAAACUGAACAUAAGUCUCAUCGAACCAGGACCAGUCGUCACAGAGUUUGAGCGUAAAGUGUACGAAGAGGGCAUGAAGACUGACCUCUCGAAAGCAGACCAAGUGACUGCAGACAUAUUCAUCAACAUCUACAUGAGGCACUGGAUCCAGAUAUUUGAAAGCCUCGGGCAGUCGCCAGAGGUCAUUGCAGAGCAUACGCUCAAAAUCAUCACGAUGGACAACCCACCCUUCCGCCAUCAGACCAACACUCUGUACACUCCAUUGACCACCCUGAAGUACGCUGACCCCACCGGUGACCUGCCCAUUGACACCUUCUACAAGGCUGUGUUUGAGCACGAUAAGGUCUUCAGUGCCAGCCUCAACUUCCUCAAGCUCCUUCGCUGGAGAAGCCGCAAGAGCUUCAGUCUAGACAAAGACAAGUCUUAA